AUGUCAGUUAAUUCAUUACCAAAUUGUGAAGAAAGUAAUCAUUCGUACAGCAGAAGGGAAAUAAGAGUUAUAUGUAUACUGAUUGCGACUCUAAUACCAUUCUAUACAGCCGUCGAAAUAUCUACAUUUAUAUGUGAUCAGUAUACAUUUUACAGUUUCCUAACUGAACGUGGAUUGCCGUAUGGAUAUGAAUUACCCAUUGAUACAAAUAAGUCGGUUAACGAAGAAAUCAAACUGAAAAGACAAGAAGCUCAAAGUCAAACAUCUAUGGUUCAGUCAUCGAAUAACUUUGCUGCUGUUGCACCUGGUCUAGUAUCCACUUUAUUGGUUGGCUAUUUGUCAGAUCGCUUUGGGCGUAAAGUUGCACUGGGUAUUCUCAUUGCUGGUGAAGCAGCUCAGUUGGUAGCUGUUGCUGUUGUAGUAUUCUACCGUCUUACUCCAUGGGCUUUGGUUAUUUCGAAUGUGAUUGAAGGUUUUAUUGGUGGUGGUCUCUUAUCAGCUAUUGCUCAGUUUUCUGUCUGCAUUGCCGAUUUGACAAAGUGUGACCAAGAUCAAAAUUAUAAUUUUGCAAAGAAAGCCGUUUAUGAUCGUCGAAGAUGGUUAUUCCUUACAAUUGUCGAUGGUUUAGCUUGCUUGAGUUUAGCAGUUGCUAAUAUGAUCGCUGGUCCUCUUAUUUACAAAUAUGGCUUUGACACCACUAUGGCUGUUUGUAUCAUAGUCUACAUCCCAGUUGUUCUGCUGAUAUGUAUUUUGCCUGAAACAAAUAGUAAAAUACAGUCAAAUUACCUUUGUAUUAAUGAUACAAAUAAUACAUCAAUAAAAACAGGAACACGCAACGAAACUGAGAUGUCAAGCUGCUGCGACAAAUUUCAGUGGAAAAUUAAACAAAUAAUGAGGGCUGUAAUGUCGUCGCAUCCUGUUUUAAUUGUAAUCUUGAUGAUUCAGCUACUUGUAUCUAUUUCGGCUAUGGUAGACUCACCAUUUACUACUGUUUAUCUGAUGAGUGAACCUUUCUGGUGGAACUCCAGGAGACUAGGAUUAACCAAUGGUAUAGUAGACACGUGUUCAUCGGUAUUGUCGAUUGCUGCUGUUAAUUUAUUGGUCAGAUAUCAAAAGUCCGCAAUGGCUAAACAAUCAAAACCAAUGAAUACUAAUGAUGAUUCACUCGGUAUUGAUAGGCAAAAUGACCGGAUAAACUUAAGAUUUCGCAGAACACUGUUUGGCUUACUAAUAACUGCCUUGAUUCUGAUGUUGAUCAAUAGGAUUUUAAUGACUGUGGCAUUUUUACCUUCAUCGUCUACGGCUAACAUCAUUGUCUACAUUGCCAUAGUCGCGAAGCUGGCCAAAAACAUUAACUUCCCACUGUUGCGUACACUUGUCACUAACUGGAGUAGUACGCAAAGACAAGGUUUGAUUCUCUCUUUUGCAUCCUUCAUAUCACGUAUCGGUCUUCUAAUCAGCGUCAGUGCUCUACCACUGGUUUAUUCAGCGACACUUUCAUAUUUUCCCGGUGCUGUCUUCCUUAUAUGCGCAUCAUUGUUGCUGGUUGCACUUUGUGCUUCAGUUUCACUGUUUUUUGUGGCUAAACACCAAAGACUCAACUCAAGUGUGUUGAACUAA
Messenger RNA from Trichobilharzia szidati, 1620 nucleotides. The record is from the annotation of a GenBank genome assembly. NCBI's taxonomy places the organism in Eukaryota, Metazoa, Platyhelminthes, Trematoda, Strigeidida, Schistosomatidae.